GACCCGAUGGUACAGCUGAAGUCCACAGCAGGCAGAAAAUCUCCACCGCAUGAGACAACAUGAGCCUCCAGCUACUUAGAAUUGUUCUCUUCUUGUCUUUCUUCUUUAUAGGUUCCACAGGGAAUCAAGAAGCGUCAAGCUCUCCACCCUAUUCCGUCAUCCAGACGCCUCUUUUUUUGAACGUAGCCGAAGGUUCCAAUGUGAUAUUGAAUUGCAGAGUGGAAGGCAACUUGUCUUCAAGGUGGUUUAUGAACUGGAUGAAGAUGGGGGAAAAAGAAAUUAUCAAAAGUUCAAAGUGGAUUUCUGUCGAUAAAAAUGAAACGGACAAAUCCAGCAUUUUAACCUUGAAGUCAGCUAAUGUUGCUGAUUCCGGAAUCUAUCACUGUCAAACUGGCUAUUUAAAGUUUUUGAAAAAUGGGAGCACAAAUGUGACCAUCUGGGAAAAGCCCAACAUAACAGUGGAUCAGACUCCACAAUACGCCAACAGAAAAGUAGGGGCAAAUGUCUCCAUUACCUGCAGUUUUAGCAGAGUUGCCGAUGUCAGUUUGAUGGAAGUGACGUGGUACAAAGACAACCAGGAGUACACAAACCUAAAACACUGUGAGAAAUUGAAACAGAAAGCGAUUCUUAAACUACUGAAUGUAGAUGUCAAGGAUUCGGGAAACUACGUCUGUGUAAUCAGGAUCGGAAAUCGAACAGGAUCAGGAAAUGGAACACGUGUUCAGAUCGCUGCUGAAAAUCUUUUGGUGAUCCAGUCACCCCCUUACAUCCAGACAACAGAAGGGGACAAUCUCACCAUGGACUGUAGAGUCCAGGGGAAGGAAACCAAACACCUCCGUCGUGUUUCAUGGUAUAAGGUUGCCUCUGAUGGACAGAAGAGCUUAAUGACACAUGGAGCUGGUGUUCUGAAAGACCGAGCGUCUCUGUUUUUGAGGAACAUCAAGCAGGAGGACUCUGGAAACUAUACCUGUGAAGUUGAUAGAUAUGGCCAGGGGAAUGGAACUAGGGUGACAAUCCUUGCAGGACGUGGGAAGCCGUCGCAGACCACCAACAUCGAUGGUGACGGCAGGCAACCGGGCCCACCCGCCCAAGAUAUCGGGAGUGGAAUUGGAAUCCCUGUGGGGGUUGGAGUAGCUGUGGGCACCCUCCUCUUCUUGCUGCUCCUGGGAGUCCUGGUGUGGAGAUCCAAGAGGAAAAACAAAGGAGCUUCAGAAAACCCUUUGGAGGCUGAGCCUACGGUAGCCAAAGAAGCCCAAAAGCACACUUUGACCAAGCGAAUGAGCGAUGUGACAUAUGCUGCCAUCAGAUUCCACAAAAGGGAAGCUCAACCAGACACCGAAGUUGUGUAUGCAGAAGUGAGAUUGGGCACAAAACGGCCUGAACACAGAGAUAGAGGGACCCAGCCUGCAGGCCUUCACUGAGAGAAGGGGACAGGAGGAGGUAUUUGGAGAUGAGUCGUCUUCAGAAGUUCCUGAGAUAUGUCCUACCAUGAAAGGGAUGGUUCCUUUCAAAGCCAAUUGCCUUGACAAGUCUUCACUUGUUAUCCAUGAAUGGAAGAAUUGCAGUCUUGCCUCCCCUUUCAGUAGCGGUACACAACCCUGUCUUCUAAACGGAAACCAUCAUGGCGUAUCUAGACACAAUGCCUUCCAGAGGAGAGCCUUCUUUUGAAAGGAUCAUCUCUUAUGGAGAAGCAUCUUUGCUUCAGCACCUGGAAGGUAGACUGGGACACAACCUUCUCCACUGGAGUGAAAGGGUCUCUCUUUUUUUUAUUAUCUAGGCAAUAUUCUUAUUGCAUCUGAUGCUGACAAGCGAAAAUCCUUGCAAGCCUCUACACUUGAAUGGGGCUCUCAGAUGUGCAAAAUUGCAGAAGAACACAAGGUGGCAGGAAAGACCAAGAAAAGAAAAAGGCAAGAAAGUUUGUCUCCAUCUAGUGGUCAUCUGAAUUUCUGCAGCCAACCUCUCAGGGCCAUCAUUCAACUGUAACAAUACGGCAACUGAACAUUUCCCAGACUUGAUCCAUUUCUACUAGAAAUUCUCUCAAGGGAUGCAUCCCCUUGGAAAUGAUCUGUUUGCAUGGUUGAAGGGAGCAGGAAGGGAGGCUUAGAGCAACUGUUGGCAAAGAACCCAGUCUUUUUUUUCCGACACGCGUCCUUCUCUUUUUCAUUUCAAUGUCCUCUUCUCGUUCUUCUCACCUCUGCAGGAGAACUGAGUGCAGCAGAUGAUGAAAAGGAAGUUACAUUUUCCUAAUUGGUAGGGAAGGGGAAUUUACAUUAAUAACAGUUUUGGAGUUGGGGGUAGAGAGGGGACAAUUGGAGAUACUCCGUUGGAUUGUUGACAGAUCGUCCAUCUCACUGUGUUAGUGGUAGCGUGGCCAAAAAUGUGGAUUCUCACACCUGAAAAAUUGUAUGAGGGGAGCUAAUUUGCAGUAAUUUUCACAAGGGUGUUGACAUAAGUUUG
Molecule: messenger RNA, 2457 nt
Organism: Pseudonaja textilis
Lineage: Eukaryota; Metazoa; Chordata; Lepidosauria; Squamata; Elapidae
Source: RefSeq, a predicted model, not a curated record